GGAAGCGCGGGUCACGUGGCGCGGCGGAAGAUGGCGGCGCCCGCGGGCGGCGGGCCGGGGCCGGCGCCGCUGCUGCGGGUGGCGGCGGAGUGCGCGCGGAGCCGGGCGCGGGCCGGGGAGCUGCGGCUGCCGCACGGCGCCGUGCCCUGCCCCGUCUUCAUGCCCGUGGGCACCCGCGGCACCGCCAAGGGCGUCACGGCGGCGCAGCUGGCCGCGCUCGGCUGCCGCAUCUGCCUCGGCAACACCUACCACCUGGGCACGCGGCCGGGCCCCGAGCUGGUGCAGCGCGCGGGCGGCCUCCACGGCUUCAUGGACUGGCCCCACAACCUGCUCACGGACAGCGGCGGCUUCCAGAUGGUUUCGCUGUCGGCGCUGUCGGAGGUGACGGAGGAGGGCGUCCACUUCCGCUCGCCCUACGGCGGGGAGGAGAUCCUGCUCAGCCCGGAGAAGUCCAUCGAGAUCCAGAACGCCCUGGGCGCCGACAUCAUGAUGCAGCUGGACGACGUGGUCAGCAGCACCACGACGGGGCCCCGCGUGGAGGAGGCCAUGCACAGGUCCGUGCGCUGGCUCGACCGCUGCAUCGCCGCCAACCGGCACCCGGAGCGGCAGCAUCUCUUCGCCAUCAUCCAGGGCGGCCUGGACCCGGCCUUGCGCACCAAGUGCCUGGAAGAGAUGACGCGGCGGGAGGUGCCCGGCUUCGCCAUCGGCGGCCUGAGCGGCGGCGAGGAGAAGGGGCAGUUCUGGCGCGUGGUGAAGCUCAGCGCCGAGCGGCUGCCGCGGGACAAGCCCCGCUACCUCAUGGGCGUGGGCUACGCCACCGACCUGGUGGUCUGCGUCGCCCUGGGCUGCGACAUGUUCGACUGCGUCUUCCCCACGCGGACGGCGCGCUUCGGCUCGGCCCUGGUGCCCUGGGGCUCGCUGCAGCUGAAGAACAAGCAGUUCGCCAAGGAUUUCCGGCCCAUCGACGAGGCCUGCGGGUGCCCGACGUGCCGGGGGUACAGCCGCGCGUACCUGCACGCGCUGCUGCGCAGCGACACGGCCGCGCUGCACCACCUCACCGUGCACAACAUCGCCUACCAGCUCAACCUGAUGCGCGCCGUGCGGGAGAGCAUCCUGGCGCAGCGCUUCCCCCGGUUCGUCCGGGACUUCAUGCGCACCAUGUACGGCUCCCGGGAGCGGUACCCGGCCUGGGCCGUCGAGGCGCUGGCCUCCGUCGGCAUCCCGCUGGACUGACGCCGCGCCGGAGCCGCGCCGGGGCCGCGCCGGGGCCGCGGGACACCCGGCCUGGAUGUGCCCCCCCCGCCCCGGGCGGUUCCCUCCUUUCUCCACAUAUAUUUUUGUACCGGAUCCCUGGA
This is a messenger RNA of Dromaius novaehollandiae (emu), 1355 nucleotides long. RefSeq names its product queuine tRNA-ribosyltransferase catalytic subunit 1 (gene QTRT1). The transcript has 10 exons. NCBI's taxonomy places the organism in Eukaryota, Metazoa, Chordata, Aves, Casuariiformes, Dromaiidae. Bases 31 to 1233 code for a protein of 400 amino acids. The record is from RefSeq and is a predicted model, not a curated record. Gene Ontology annotation, molecular function: tRNA-guanosine(34) queuine transglycosylase activity. Gene Ontology annotation, cellular component: cytosol.